AUGCCGGCAGCCAAUGAGAGUAACUACGGGGAGAGUGGGAUGGAGGCCUUCAAGGAUAUGGCUGCCAAGGAGGGCAUCUGCAUCGCCCACUCUGGUAAGAUAUGGAGCAACGCGGGGGAGAAGAGUUUUGACAGGCUGCUGGAGCGUCUCAGAGCACACCUGCCCAAGGCCAGGGUGGUAGCCUGCUUCUGUGAGGGCAUGACGGUCAGGAACAUCCUCAUGGCCAUGAGACGACAGGGACUGGUGGGGGAGUUCCUAUUGGUCGGCAGUGAUGGCUGGGCGGACCGGUACGAUGUGACAGAUGGGUAUGUGCGCGAGGCGGCGGGGGGAAUCACCAUCAAGCUGCAGUCAGCUGAUGUGAAGUGGUUUGAUGAGUACUACCUGAAGCUGCGGCCGGACAACAACCUGAGAAACCCCUGGUUCCCUGAGUUCUGGCAACACCGAUUCCACUGUAGGCUGAAGGGACACCCACAGGAGAGCCUCAAGUACAACCGCACCUGCAGCAAGCGGGAGUCAUUGCGACAGCAGUAUGCCCAGGACACUAAGAUGGGCUUUGUGAUCAAUGCCAUCUACUCCAUGGCCUAUGGGCUCCAUAACAUGCAGCGCUCACUCUGCCCAGGCUACCAGGGGCUGUGUGAUGCCAUGCGACCUAUAGAUGGUGCCACACUGCUGGACUUCCUGAUGAAGACCAACUUCACAGGCGUGUCUGGAGAGGGUAUCCUGUUUGACGAGAACGGAGACUCACCUGGCCGAUAUGAGAUCAUGAACUUUAAGAAGAUGGGGAAGGACUACUAUGACUAUAUUAACGUAGGGAGCUGGGACAACAGUGGGCUGAAGAUCGACGACGACGAAAUCUGGGCCAGCAAGGACACCAUCAUCAAAUCAGUCUGCAGCGAACCCUGUGACAAGGGACAGAUUAAGGUGAUCCGUAAAGGAGAGGUGAGCUGCUGCUGGACCUGCACUCCCUGUAAGGAGAAUGAGUUUGUGUUUGAUGAGUACACCUGCCGAGCCUGUGACCUGGGCUCCUGGCCCACCUUCCAUCUCACAGGCUGUGACCCUAUCCCAGUGGAGUACCUGCGUUGGGGGGACCCAGAGCCCAUUGCUGCUGUGGCAUUUGCUUGUUUGGGACUCUGUGCCACAUUCUUCGUCACCUCCGUCUUCAUCAGGUUCCGGGACACUCCGGUGGUGAAGUCGUCUAGCAGAGAGCUGUGUUACAUCAUCCUGGCUGGGAUCUGUCUGGGCUAUCUGUGUACCUUCAGUCUCAUCGCCAAGCCCCAUGCUGCACACUGCUACCUACAGAGACUGGGCAUAGGCCUGUCCCCUGCCAUGAGCUACUCUGCCCUGGUCACCAAGACUAACCGUAUAGCCCGUAUCCUGGCUGGCAGUAAGAAGAAGAUCUGUACAAAGAAGCCCAGGUUCAUGUCUGCCUGCGCCCAGCUCAUCAUCGCCUCUCUACUCAUCCUGCUGCAGCUGGGCAUCAUAGUGGCUCUCUUCCUCAUGGAACCCCCACAGGUGAUCCACGACUACCCCAGCAUCCGGCAGGUCAACCGCAUCUGUUACACCACCAACCUGGGCGUGGUGGCGCCGCUGGGCUACAACGGCCUGCUGAUCCUGAGCUGCACCUUCUACGCCUUCAAGACGCGCAACGUCCCGGCCAACUUCAACGAGGCCAAGUACAUCGCCUUCACCAUGUACACCACCUGUAUCAUCUGGCUGGCCUUCGUGCCCAUCUACUUCGGUUCCAACUACAAGAUCAUCACCAUGUGCUUCAGCGUCAGCCUCAGUGCCACUGUGGCGCUCUGCUGCCUGUUCGUUCCCAAGGUGUAUAUCAUCCUGGCCAAGCCGGAGCGUAACGUGCGCAGUGCCUUCACUACGAGCACGGUGGUACGCAUGCACGUGGGUGAUGGGAAGUCCUCCUCGGCCGCCAGCCGCUCCUCCAGCCUGGUCAACCUCUGGAGGCGACGCUGCUCCGCUGGAGAGACACUCAGUUCCAAUGGGAAGUCAGUAUCCUGGGCCCAGACGGAGCGGGGUUCCCGUGGAAACCACCUGUGGCAGCGCCUGUCAUUCCACAUCAAGAGGAAGGAGAACAACCAGACAGCUGUCAUCAAGCCCUUCUCCAAGACCCCCGAGGGGCGCUACAGUGGGGGCCCUGACCUUCACCCCCGCAUGCCGUCCUUCCCCCACUCCCACUCCCACCCUGAUGCAGACAAGACCCUGUACGAGCUCACAGAGGCAGAGGAGAGAUACGCCGAGGAGAGAUGCCCAAUUACCUACCGGCCUCAGACCCCUUCACCAAUCAGUACUGUCAGCCAGCACCUGCAUGGGGCGGAACUAAGGGAGGAGCCGCUUGUGAUGGGUGUACCGACCUCCCUGACCAGGGGUUCUGUCGGCGGGGGUGAUGUGUUUGACAGUUCUCUGAUGGAUCAGAUCAGCUGCGUGGUUAACCGUUUCACUGCCAACAUCAGCGAGCUCAACAGCAUGAUGCUCUCCCCGUCUCCCACACACUCACACACACACGCCCUGACGCCCUCCCACCCUGCAGACCCCUUCCUCCUCCCCCGGGAGAUCCCCCUCCCCCUCACCAUGACCACAUACGCUGACGUCCAGCCCCUGCCCCCUGUAGAGUCCUACGUAGGGGGACACGCCGGCCUCACUCACCCCCUGCCUCACCCUCGCCUCCUAACUCACCCUCAGGCCUCCCACUCUCCGGUGCGACACCUCACUGUGGGAGUGGAGUCCCCUCUAAGGAGGGCAGAGCUGGAGGAGGAGCUAAUGAAUUUGACCCCGCCCUCGCCCUUCCGUGAUUCGCUGGGGUCGGGCAGUGGCUCCCCGGUCUCAGAGUCCACCCUGUGUCUGCCCCUGCCCUCGUCCCCUCCGCCCAAAUACGAAAUGCUGACCCUGAGAAACUACAGCCAGAGCUCUUCCUCACUGUGA
This is a messenger RNA of Salvelinus namaycush (lake trout), 2934 nucleotides long. RefSeq names its product metabotropic glutamate receptor 5-like. Lineage: Eukaryota; Metazoa; Chordata; Actinopteri; Salmoniformes; Salmonidae. Gene Ontology annotation, cellular component: postsynaptic density membrane. The transcript has 14 exons. Gene Ontology annotation, biological process: regulation of synaptic transmission, glutamatergic; trans-synaptic signaling by endocannabinoid, modulating synaptic transmission; G protein-coupled glutamate receptor signaling pathway. The record is from RefSeq and is a predicted model, not a curated record. Gene Ontology annotation, molecular function: G protein-coupled receptor activity involved in regulation of postsynaptic membrane potential; adenylate cyclase inhibiting G protein-coupled glutamate receptor activity. The coding region runs from base 1 to 2934 and encodes 977 amino acids.